Penicillium waksmanii is the source of this 1245-nucleotide messenger RNA. It is a transcript of the gene cwc2, whose product is annotated as active spliceosome conformation promoter CWC2. Bases 1 to 1245 code for a protein of 414 amino acids. Gene Ontology annotation, molecular function: metal ion binding; pre-mRNA binding; U6 snRNA binding. Gene Ontology annotation, cellular component: U2-type catalytic step 2 spliceosome; Prp19 complex; U2-type catalytic step 1 spliceosome. The transcript is spliced from 8 exons. Lineage: Eukaryota; Fungi; Ascomycota; Eurotiomycetes; Eurotiales; Aspergillaceae. The record is from RefSeq and is a predicted model, not a curated record.
AUGGCCGAUACAGCAGAGCCCGCGCCCGACGCGCUGGUCGCGACCGAGUCCGAUCCCACGAAUGCGCCAAACGAAGAGCAGCAGCUCGAAUCGACCAAGAAAAUCAAGAAGAUCAUCAGAAGGAAGAAGCGUCCUGCGCGCGUUCAAGCAGAUCCCUCAGUUGCGAAGGCGGAUCCCUCAACACAGUCUGGACUGCAGUGGAACAUCUGGUACUCAAAACAUGAGGGUGGGCAGAGAGGGGAUGAGCAACACAGCUUGAACAAGCCCGCUCCCGGUCGAUGCUCGAUUGCUAGAGAUGCUGGAUACACCCGUGCCGAUCGGACACCAGGAGCUUUCUUCUGCGUUCACUUCGCUCGAGGCGUGUGCCACAAGGGGGCCGAUUGCGAAUACUUGCACCGCUUGCCUGGAAUUCACGAUUUGUAUCAACCGAAUACCGACUGUUUUGGCAGGGAAAAAUUCUCGGAUUAUCGUGAUGAUAUGGGCGGUGUUGGAAGUUUCCAACGACAGAAUCGUGUUCUAUACGUUGGAAGAAUCCAUGUUACGGAUGAUAUCGAGGAGGUGGUGUCUAGGCACUUCAGUGAAUGGGGCCAAAUUGAACGAUCCCGUGUUUUGACAGGCAGGGGAAUAGGCUUCAUUACAUAUUCAAAUGGUGAGAAUAUCCCAGGCAAAUGCCCAAUUCGCAAAGGUACGGAAGAAUCGUCUCAACAUUACUAUCAAAGUGAUACCCUAACACAGAACGACAGGAAGCCAUGCAUCAACAGGCUCUUGAUCAUGCAUCCAGAGGAAAUUUUGAAUGUCCGCUGGGCAACAGUCGACCCCAACCCAAUGGCACACAAGCGGGAGGCCCGCCGGUUAGAAGAACAAGCCGCCGAGGCCAUUCGACGCGCACUCCCAGAGGCAUUCGUUGCGGAAAUCGAGGGCCGGGACCCCGAGGCCCGAAAGCGGAAGAAGAUUGAGGGUAGCUUUGGAUUGAACGGAUACGACGUGCCCGAUGAUGUCUGGCACGCGCGGACCCGGCAGCUAGAGGCAUCGGCACCUGCGGCCCAACUCGAGGCCCCGGAGCAAGCUCAAAUGAUUGAAGCCGCACCACCCGCGGCUGAGCCCGCACAGCCGGAGAACGGAAUCUUUUCCAGUUCAACUGUGGCAGCCUUGCGUGGACUAGCGGGUGGUAAUGUGACGACCCAGGCUGCGCCGAAGAGCUCUGGUCCCUUGGUUGGCUACGGGUCUGAUGACGAUAGUGACUAG